GGCGCACUAAACAAACGUGUUCUCUCUGGGCAAUAUAACAAACAAACGUGUUGAUGGCAGUGUGCGAAGCAGUGAUUGCAAGGAAGUUGGAAGGAAGUUUGCGAGGAAAUUUUUAGGUUGAGAAAUUCAGAUGUCAGGAGCAACUCAUCUGCCAGAUACUCAGGAAGUGUUAUUGGACCAUCUUUUAGUAAAACUGAGGCACCUUUCGCCGGGUCAAGAGGACAGCCUGGUUGAACUUCUUGGCGAAGGUCUGACAAAUGAAGAAUUAUUGCAGCUUCUUCAGUCAGACCGGGAGCUUGGAAGUGCUGUCCAAACAUUGCUUUCUUAUCAGCAGACUGGGAGCCUGACGCUGGGGGAGGCGGUGUUUGCGCGCGUCUCCCGGCUGGACUCAGAGCUGUGCGCCCAGCUGAGUGGCAUGCUGCUGGAGAUGCCGCCCCUCCGGCUGGCCAGGCUGCUGCAGGACGAGGGACGGCUGAGGGAGGCCGUCGCCGCCGCCCGCGCCGAGUACCUCCGCUACACAGGCGCCAGUCAGGUGGCGGCGGCGGCGGGAACCACGGCACCGGCCACCCGCGAGGAGCUGGCUGAGCGGCUGUUCGCGGCACUGCACGAGCAGCACCCACAGCUGGCCGGCCGUCUGACGGGCAUGCUGCUGGAGCUGCCGGAGCCCGAGCUGACCGAGCUGCUGGACGACCGUGAGCUGCUGACGCUGCGAACGGAACAGGCGCUCCGGGCACUCGGACGGUGACCGUGAGCUGCUGACGAUGCGAACUGAACAGGCGCUCCGGGCACUCGGCAGGUGACCGUGAGCUGCUGGCGCUGCCAACUGAACAGACGCUCCGGGCACUCGGACGGUGACCGUGUAUGAGCUGCAGUGUCUGAGACGAAAAGGGAAGCUGGCACAGGCGCAUUUAUUUGCGCUCUGCAACAAUUUAGAGAAGUAAGCGAUGCGACGCAGUGGCAAGCUGCAAGCUGCAACUUCUUUCAAAGCUGUUUAAGGUACGACUUACAUCUACGAAUAUCCAAAGAAGAAAACAACGACGAAGGUGCGUGGCUCCAACACAUGGUGAGUCGGAAUCCGUACGACGCUGAGAAGCUUUCGAUAUCAUUCCAAGAUGCGUAGCUCGCUUAGGAGCAUGCGUAAUGGGUAUAUUUACCAGAAUCGAUAAGAUUUCGUAAAUAUUUGCAUAUAAUAUUAUGAGGGUACGCUUCCUAAGCUCUGUGAUAAAGAAGAGCCGUAUCGUACCUUGGACAAAAGGCUUCUAAUAUGGCUUUACUGAAUUAUGUCUCUGUUGGGCUGUUGGCAUUUUAUCGUUAUCACAUAGAUAUUCCAUACACAUUCCAUUGGUAAUGCUCGUUUAUGGCUAUUUUAACGCGACUGAUCGGUGAUGAUACUUUGAUAAGAUAUGAGUAGCACGGUUCUCGCGCGUAAAUCGUAAACCUGCUGUUUUUACGAUACUAGAUGAGAUAUCAUGAAGCAGAUUGCCAAUAGCAGUCCACACCCUAUCUUAUAUUUGCUUCUCUUUUAUCACAAAAUAAAGCCUGUGGAACAUGAGUUUGCAAAAGUUUGUCAAAGUGCAGAUAGCUAUGUAUAAUAGAUAUAUAGUAGAUAUAUAGGGCAGGGCUAAAAUAUCUAUAUAUCAGGGCAUAUAUAGUAGAUACAGGGCAAGAUCGAACACAUUACAAAUAAAAAGCAGACAAUUCCAAUCAAUCAACCAAUCAAACAGCCUAUGCGAUCUCUGCAGA
Amphibalanus amphitrite is the source of this 1743-nucleotide messenger RNA. Its product is annotated as embryonic polyadenylate-binding protein-like. Gene Ontology annotation, biological process: regulation of double-strand break repair; DNA damage response; protein polyubiquitination. Bases 131 to 745 code for a protein of 204 amino acids. The transcript is spliced from 4 exons. Gene Ontology annotation, cellular component: nucleus. The record is from RefSeq and is a predicted model, not a curated record. Gene Ontology annotation, molecular function: RNA binding. NCBI's taxonomy places the organism in Eukaryota, Metazoa, Arthropoda, Thecostraca, Balanomorpha, Balanidae.